AAUUGCGAUUGAUGCCGGGCGGUGUGGUUGUUUGUUGGAAUUCCUUAUUCAUUGGCGCGAAAGCAAUUAAUAAAAUACUACUGAGGAAUCCUGUAAAUUUUUAGUUUUGCUAUGGCCGGGGUGAAAUCUUUGGCGGUCAGGGGCAUAAGAAGUUUCGGUCCAGAGGACGGCGAUGAACAAAGGAUAACGUUCGAAAAACCACUAACAUUAAUCCUAGGACAAAAUGGUUGUGGUAAAACAACUAUCAUCGAAUGUUUACGAUACGCUAUCACCGGGCAAAUGCCGCCGGGAAGCCGUAAUGAGUGUUUUGUUCAUGACGCUAAAGUCAAUGGAACCAACGAAGUAUUGGCCCAAGUCAGACUGAAGAUUGUCAAUGCAAAGGACAAGCAGCUAGAGGUGUCUAGGUCUAUGCGUGUCACCGCACUACAGAAGAAGAAGACAAAGUUUCAGACUUUGGAUUCAUUUCUGUCUGUGCUUGAUGAUGCUGGAAAAACUAAAGACAUUUCAUCGAGAUGUGCUGAUUUAGAUUUUGUCAUGUAUGAAGAACUUGGGGUAUCCAAGGCUAUUCUUAAUUCAGUUAUAUUCUGUCACCAAGAAGACUCAAGUUGGCCUUUGGAUGAAGGUAAAAAAGUAAAGGAGCGAUUUGAUGAGAUUUUUGAAGCUGACAGAUACAGUGACUGUUUUGAACGUCUCAAAAAGAUAAGAAAGGAAUACACACAAAACUUAAAACUUCUCGAACAAGAAGUGGCUCACUUGACUGAGAAGAAGGAAGACUUGGAUAAGAAAAAGUUGGAUGUCAUUAACACUGAAACUCGCAUAUCUGAAGCUGAGCUAAAGGUGGCUGAAUUAACACAAGAAUUGAAACCCAUCUCUGAAAAACUGUCUGCAAUCACUACUCUUGAGAAUAAUAUUGUAGCAUUUGAAGCAAAGAAGGAGAAAAUCAAAAAUAAGCUUGAGCACAACCGAACUCAAGAAGAGGAAUUAAAAAAAGCCAUUAAAAACAUCUUUGAAGGAACAACAGCUGAGCUGCAGGAAAAUAUAAGCAACUAUGGAGCUACUGCAAAGGCUAAACAAAAGGAACUUAACGACUCAUACAAGAAGAACUUCGGCUUCAACAAAGAAGAAGAGAAAAUUGCAGAUGAAAAAACUAAAAAUGAAAUGAAAGUCAGCAAGUUAAUUCUUCUAGAAAGUCAGAAUCAAGAAAAGAUUGAAAAGAGAAACAAACUUGUUGUUGAAACAGCUCAAAUAGCAGAAAUAGAAGGUGUUACUGAAGUUGCAACAGAUGAAGAUGCUGAGAAAGGUGUUGAAAAAAUAACUGAAAAAGUUAAUGCUCUAAAGAAAGACCUCAAUGAACAUAAAAAGGUUGUUGACGCCGAUGAAAGCAAAUUACAGUUAACUGUUGACGAAAGCAGAGAUGCGCUUUCGCGACACAAACAAAAAAUAUCCAACAAGGAAUCAGAUAUCCAAAAAAACAAAAAGGAUAUUGCCAAAGUUGAUAAAGAAAUUACUGAUGCCAAUGAAUCUAAAGUGAAAUUGGAGAACUUGGAAAAAAAGAUUGAAUCUGCAGAGGAAGAAUACAAACAGCUUCAGAGUGAGCUCAAUACUGAAGAGUGUCAACAAGAGAUCACUGAGGAUGAAAAAGUAAUGGAGACUUAUGAAACUGAACUCGAUGAGCUAUCUGAAAAGAUAACUAAGCUCCAAAAGCAAAGUGCCAAGUUAAAGGAAAGAGAUCUGGUUGAAGAGUCUUUAAAAACUAAAGAGAAGCAGGCAGCUGUGUUAAGGAACAAACAUAAAGCAGCACUCACAGAUAUCUUGGGCAGCAUGCCUGAAAAGGACUUUGCACUUUCUGUAAACAAGUUUGAGUGUGAGAUUCGAGCUGAAGUGGACUCAAUGAAAAAGAAACAGAAGGAGAAACACACACAACAGACUGCUCUGCAGACUGAGAGGAAACAUGUUAGGGAAAUGCUAACUGACAAACGCAGUGAGCUGACGAAAGCUGAAGACCAGAUGUACAAAGCUUGUGGAACUCAGUCUUAUGAGUCAACACUUGCUAAAGUUACCUCUAAUGUGGAAAAAUUGCAGGAUGAACAAAAUGUUCUUCAAUCAUCCAUCUUCAUCAUUGGAAAAUAUAAAGGUCAACUUCAAGAUAAUAACUGCUGUCCCUUGUGUAGUCGCGGAUUUGAUAAUGAAUCUGAAGUAACAGAUUUAAUAUCGCAACUGACUACUCAAGUCAUGAAUGUGCCAGCAAAGUUGGAGAAAGUCACAGAAGAUCUGCAGAAAGCCUCAGCUAAGAAAGACGAGUUGCUGAGCAUGAAGUCUUUAAACGAAAAGAUAUCUACAUUGAAAGAAAAAGAUAUCCCUCAACUUGAAAAGAGGUUGACUGAUAUUGAGCAGCAAAUUGCUACAUUGACUCAAGAAACAGAAGAGUUGUCAAUGGCGCUGAUCGAGCCCGAAACAAAGAUGCAGACUGCUAAGCAAAUCCACAGUGAUAUGCCGCUGCUCGACCGCACCACGCAGGAGAUCGCUACCAUUACGAAAAACCUCGAAGCAGUUAAAGCGCAGUGCGCCGACUUCGAGACGGACAUGACUUUGGAUGGUGCGUUGGCAAAACAGACUGAUCUGAAACAAAAAAUCAACUCCCUCAAAAAUAAAAUCAAAACUACUCAAAGGAAACUCAAUGCCCACAACAAGAAGCUGCAAACAAUGACUGAGAAGAAAAAUAAGCUGAAGGAACAGUUGUUGAAUUUGCAAAAGAAGGUUCAAGAAAUAUUCAAUCUUCAAGAGAAAAAGAAGCAAUUGGAAGAAGAUGGCGAGAAAUUUGUCCAAGAGCUUAAGGAGCUGCAAGACGGCAUUCCGGCAUUGGAAGAAGUGGUGAAAGAAAAGGAAGCAGCCAAGAGUGAGCAAAUGAGCAAGUUAAGGAGUGUAACAGAAACUAAAAACAGUUACAUACUUAAAGUUACUAGUUCAUUUGACAAAGUAAAGCAAAUUAAUCUGGAGAUUAAACAGCACAAAGAUAAGAACAUUCCUUUGGAAAUGGAUAAAAUCAAGGAAGCUAAUGAAAAACUGAUGGAGAAGCAAAAGCAGAUUAUGGCUGAUAGGGAUGCUCUUACUAAAAGAAUCGACACCUUGAAAGAUGAGUUGGCUAAACAAGAGAUCUACAAGAGGGACUUGGAAGACAACAUGAAAUUGCGCAAAGCACAAACAGAAAUCGAAAACCUUUUGAAAGAGGAAACUGAGAACAACGAAAAAAUGAAUGGCGCCAAUAUGGAAAUGCUAACUGAAAAGCCUGCCCUAAUCACGCAGCAAACUAAACUGUUCAGGGAAAAGGCCCAAAAUGAAGGAGUUUUGAGUGAACUCAAGGAUAGAUUAAAACAAUGUCGCUUAGAAUUGAAGAAAACUUUGAACAAAGACAUAGAGAACAGAUUCCGGGAAAAGUUCUAUGAACUGCAUGUCACUAAAGCCAUAGACAAGGACAUCAAAGACUAUUCUAUUGCUCUAGAGAAGUGCGUCAUGGAAUUCCAUAGAGAGAAGAUGGAGAGCAUAAACCUAAUUAUCAGAGAGUUAUGGAGAAAGAUUUACAGGGGCAAUGAUAUUGAUUACAUCGAAAUUAAAACUGAAGGAGGCAUGACGGCAGAAUCAGACCGUCGCAAAUACGAUUACAGAGUGGUACAGUGCAAGAAUGGUGUCGAAAUUGACAUGCGCGGAAGAUGCAGUGCUGGUCAGAAAGUGUUAGCUUGCCUUAUCAUAAGGCUCGCUCUCGCAGAGACAUUCAGCUCCAGAUUUGGUAUUUUGGCUUUGGAUGAACCAACUACGAACCUGGAUCAGGAAAAUAUAACGAGUCUCUGUUCGGCUCUUGGAGAAAUUGUGAAGGAGCGAAUGGUUCAGAAGAACUUCAUGUUUAUCAUCAUAACACACGACAAGGAGUUUAUCGAGUCUCUCGGAAACAUCGACAAAGUGUCCCAUUACUAUGAAGUGUCCAGAAACGAACAUGGAAAGUCUAGAAUUAAGAGAAUUAGAUUUGCGUAGAGUGUGUGUUUAUAUUAAAAAAUGCUUUAUUAAUAGCCAUUCCUUAUAAUUUUUUAACAGAUUCAUUAAUAUUUCAAGUAGAUGUAAGAAGGCUGUGCCUUACAAAUUAAUUUCUCGGAUCAUUACAUUUUGUAUGUAAAAAAUAAGAAUAAAGUUUUUUUUUCUACAGUAUUUCA
Ostrinia furnacalis (Asian corn borer) is the source of this 4202-nucleotide messenger RNA. RefSeq names its product DNA repair protein rad50 (gene rad50). Gene Ontology annotation, molecular function: ATP hydrolysis activity; double-stranded telomeric DNA binding; G-quadruplex DNA binding. NCBI's taxonomy places the organism in Eukaryota, Metazoa, Arthropoda, Insecta, Lepidoptera, Crambidae. The record is from RefSeq and is a predicted model, not a curated record. Gene Ontology annotation, biological process: telomere maintenance via telomerase; chromosome organization involved in meiotic cell cycle; telomere maintenance via recombination. The coding region runs from base 112 to 4026 and encodes 1304 amino acids. Gene Ontology annotation, cellular component: nucleus; Mre11 complex; condensed nuclear chromosome. The transcript is spliced from 17 exons.